This is a messenger RNA of Galendromus occidentalis (western predatory mite), 902 nucleotides long. RefSeq lists its product as uncharacterized. The record is from RefSeq and is a predicted model, not a curated record. The coding region runs from base 135 to 902 and encodes 255 amino acids. Lineage: Eukaryota; Metazoa; Arthropoda; Arachnida; Mesostigmata; Phytoseiidae. The transcript is spliced from 3 exons.
UGACAGAGAUGUGCAUCAUUGGAGCUCGGAGAUCGUCAUUCGGCCGGCAGGUUUGACAGACAGACAGUCGCUCGCUCUUCAAGUCAAACUGGACUCGCGUGCUUCGUCUUGUGUGUGUGUGUGUAGUGUGCGAUAUGAGCGGAACAGAGAACCUCGAAGGAAACUCCAUCAUAGCGGAUCAAUUAGUCUCGGAUCCGCAGCCCGCUCAGAAGUCCGACACCACAAUGCACAUCGUUCCGGAUUACGUUUUCGAGUUCAACACAAUGAGCUACGCGCGCUCAAUGACCAAGAAAAAAAGAUGCCGCCACAAGAAAUGGUACCAAUGGUUCCUCAAGCCCCACUUCAAAAAUAUCAGAAAACUGCCCAAAGAAAAAGCCCCAUCCGGAGGAGACGCAGUUAUCGAAGAAACUGAAAUGAUCGCGAUGGCCGCUGGAAACCCAAUCGAGAUUAGUACUAUGUCGAGCUCUCGCGAGUCGAUCCCGGGAUCCUCAACACCAAUUUUGCGAACACGCAGAGUGCGCAUAGACGACAUACCCGUCGAGAUUGGGAGCUUUUCCAGCGGCUCGGGUAACGAGAGCACUCUAGUGAAUUCUCCGGAUAACGUACGAGCCAGCGGGGAUUCUUCCAAACACGGUCCAUUCCGAGAUUCUUCGCACGAUGAGGUAGAGGAAGACGACGAUGACGACGACACUACACUUUUGGUUCCCGGCGUAAAUGAUCGAGCCAAUGAAAGAGACUCCUUCAUGAGCGCCGACGACUUUCAUUCUGUGAGUUCCUUGGACAGCGAGGAAUACACCCCGUCGGUCACCACUGCUUCGAUGAGAUCCGUUUAUUACUCACUGCCCUCAGAAAGUAGUUCGCUGAUGGAGAUCUGGCAACCCGAGGGCGAAGCCUGUUCGUAA